Messenger RNA from Gekko japonicus, 2399 nucleotides. It is a transcript of the gene EML4, whose product is annotated as echinoderm microtubule associated protein like 4. The transcript is spliced from 21 exons. Gene Ontology annotation, biological process: microtubule cytoskeleton organization. Gene Ontology annotation, molecular function: microtubule binding. Bases 90 to 2399 code for a protein of 769 amino acids. Gene Ontology annotation, cellular component: mitotic spindle. Lineage: Eukaryota; Metazoa; Chordata; Lepidosauria; Squamata; Gekkonidae. The record is from RefSeq and is a predicted model, not a curated record.
CCGCGGGUGAAUGAGCCUCCCUCGGACCGCCGCCUCCUUUCUCCAGCGCUGCCGCUUCGGGGUCGGGCGGCAGCUUCUCUGCUCCCAAGAUGGACGGUUUCGCCGGCAGUUUGGAUGACAGCAUCUCUGCAGCAAGUACAUCUGAUGUCCAGGACCGCCUUUCUGCUCUUGAACUGAGAGUUCAACAACAAGAAGAUGAAAUCACAGUUCUGAAAGCAGCCCUGGCUGAUGUAUUGAGACGUCUAGCCAUUUCUGAAGAUAAUGUUGCAUCUGUGAGGAAAUCUGCACCAAGUAAAGGUCAGCCAGGCCUCCGUGAAGCCAUCUCCCUGUCGUGCAUCACCAAUGGAAGUACAGGAAACAGGAAAACUAGCCACAGUCCUGCUGUACCAAUAGCCAGGAAAGAAACUCUCUCGUCUGCUGCUAAAAGCGGUACAGAAAAAAAGAAGGAAAAACUUCAAGGACAGAGAGAGAAAAAAGAGGACUCUCAUUCUAAUGAUCAAAACCCACAAACUCAAGCGUCACCUUCACCUUCUCCCCAGCCCUCUGCACAGAUUCUCCCAACAUACAGGCAGACCCCAGAAGUCAAGAGCUCUGCUCCAGGCAAAAGCGUAAAGAGAUCCUCGACUGUUGAAAAAUCGCAUGGCUCAUGGGAAAGUUCAGAAGACAGUCGCAAUAAACUAAUGAGGGCAGCCUCCGCAUCCAAACUGAUACCCAAAGGUGGCAAAAAUGCAGACAAACACAAAGAUGUCAUUGUCAGCCAAGCAAAAAUGUCAACCCGAGAAAAGAACAGCCAAGAGGGAGAAUACAUCAAGAUGUUCAUGCGAGGACGACCAAUCACAAUGUUCCUUCCUUCAGAUGUAGACAAAUAUUACGAAAUUAAGACAGAGCUGCCUCCUGAGAAAUUAAAACUGGAGUGGGUAUAUGGUUAUCGUGGAAGAGAUUGUCGAGCCAAUGUUUACCUCCUGCCUACUGGAGAAAUAGUGUAUUUCAUAGCGUCUAUUGUAGUACUGUUCAACUAUGAAGAGCGGACUCAGCGGCACUACUUGGGACAUACAGAUUGUGUUAAAUGCCUUGCUGUUCAUCCCGACAAAAUCAGGAUUGCUACUGGACAGCUGGCAGGAGUGGAUAAAGAUGGAAGACUUUUACAUCCCCAUGUAAGAGUGUGGGAUUCGGUGAGCCUGAUGACUCUGCAAAUUAUUGGCCUUGGGACUUUCGAGCGUGGAGUAGGAUGUCUGGAUUUCUCAAAGGCGGAUUCAGGUAUGCAUUUGUGUGUGAUAGACGAUUCUAAUGAGCACAUGCUGACUGUCUGGGAUUGGCAGAAGAAAUCAAAAGUAGCGGAAAUAAAGACUACAAAUGAAGUUGUGCUUGCAGUAGCAUUCCAUCCAACAGAUAAAGACACAAUUAUAACAUCAGGAAAAUCUCAUAUCUUUUUCUGGACUUGGAAUGGCAAUUCUUUAGCAAGAAAGCAAGGAAUAUUUGGGAAAUAUGAAAAGCCCAAAUUUGUUCAGUGCUUAGCAUUUUUGGGAAAUGGAGAAGUUCUCACUGGUGACUCGGGUGGGAUAUUGCUUAUAUGGAGCAGGACUACUGUAGAAACCACACCAGGGAAAGGAUCCAAAGGUGUGUAUCAAAUAAGCAGGCAAAUCAAAGCUCACGAUGGCAGUGUGUUCACGCUGUGUCAAAUGAGAAAUGGCAUGCUGCUGACCGGAGGUGGGAAAGACAGAAAAAUCAUUUUGUGGGAUCAUGAUUUAAACCCUGAAAGGGAGGUAGAGGUUCCAGAUCAGUAUGGGACAAUCAGAGCAGUGGCAGAAGGCAAAGCAGAUCAAGUUCUCAUUGGCACAUCACGGAACUUUAUUUUACGGGGUACAUUUAACGAUGGUUUUCGAGUGGAAGUGCAGGGUCACACAGAUGAACUCUGGGGCCUGGGAACACAUCCCUUCAAAGACCUAUUCUUAACAUGUGCUCAAGAUCGACAAGUUUGUAUGUGGAACUCGGUGGACCACACAUUGGAAUGGACCAGGCUGCUAGAUGAACCAGGUCAUUGUGCGGACUUCCAUCCGAGUGGAACUGUGGUGGCCAUAGGAACACGCAUAGGAAGAUGGUUUGUUCUGGAUGCUGAAACAAGAGAUUUGGUUUCAAUACAUACAGAUGGCAACGAGCAGCUCUCAGUGAUGCGCUACACAGUAGAUGGCACCUUCCUUGCAGUGGGAUCCCAUGACAACUUCAUUUACGUCUAUACAGUGACUGACAGUGGAAGAAAGUAUAGCAGAUAUGGAAAGUGCACUCCUAAUAGUGACCAGCCUGUAAAUGAGCUGGUGCAUAUCAUGCUCAAGAGAGGAUUUGAAAUGGAGGCUUCUAGAUUCAGAACCCCAUCCACUGGCUCACAGUGCUUGCAGUUAUAA